AUGGGGCAGCAAGGUUCUGGAGGGGAGGCCACGUACAGGAAAGUACAGCCCGUAUUGUUCGUGCGAGGUCUCGCUGCGCGUCGCCAACGAGACCAGCCCCGCCACCAUCGUCGAGCACGUCAUCGCGGUGAGUGUGACGUCACACGCCAUGUGUCAUGUGUCCCGGACUGCUCGUGCGAGGUCUCGCUGCGCGUCGCCAACGAGACCAGCCCCGCCGCCGUCGUCGAGCACGUCAUCGCGACGGCAACCAGACAAGAGGUGAUGGACGACAACGUGUACAUCCACACGCUGGUGGUCGCGCUGAGCUGCCUGCCCACCGCGCUCACCGUCGGCAUCACCAUCAACUACGUCGGCAAGAAGCCUAUGCUAGUAUUUAUGUUAAUAAGCUCCGGGCUGGCGGCACUGGGUCUGAACCUGGUGCGGUCGUCGCUGGAGAACCUGAUCCUGUCGUGCGUGUUUGAAGCCAUCGUAAGCUGCACGGAGGCGGUCCUCUUCUGCGUCAUUUGCGAGAUCUUCCCUACUAAAGUGGCCGCGACGGCCAUGGCGGUGACGGUGAUGUGCGGCCGCAUCGGCGCCAUCGUGGGCAACGUGGUGUUCGGCGCGCUCGUCGACCAGCACUGCGUCGUGCCCAUCUACAUGUUCGGCACCUUCCUCAUCACGAGCGGGCUGCUGUGUAUAAUACUCCCGAAGAGCACGCGGCCGGAGCGGCCGGUGCUGUGAUCGCGGACCGUUUAUUUUUAUAUUAUUAAACUAAUUAUAUUGUAUUA
Messenger RNA from Ostrinia furnacalis (Asian corn borer), 767 nucleotides. Its product is annotated as synaptic vesicle glycoprotein 2B-like. The transcript is spliced from 6 exons. The record is from RefSeq and is a predicted model, not a curated record. Gene Ontology annotation, molecular function: transmembrane transporter activity. Gene Ontology annotation, biological process: transmembrane transport. The coding region runs from base 1 to 720 and encodes 239 amino acids. NCBI's taxonomy places the organism in Eukaryota, Metazoa, Arthropoda, Insecta, Lepidoptera, Crambidae. Gene Ontology annotation, cellular component: membrane.